AUGUACAUCAUGUGUUCGUCUAUCCUUCUUCCCUUCUUAAGUUGAUGUUCUUAUUUCCCCCCCCCCUUUUUUUUUUUUUUUUUUUUUUUUUUUAAAAAAAUUUUACUGGGGCUCAUAAAUUGCAAUCCUUCGGGUUGGCUGGGACCGCUACAAAAAGAGCUAAAAGAGGUUAUAAAGCAACGACGGCAAGCAAUUGGGUGAAAGUCAAACCCCUGCGCGCAAAGAGCGCUGCGCAGAUCAAAACCCGCCGAGCACCUAACGCGGACUCCAACGGGCGGUGA
Molecule: messenger RNA, 281 nt
Organism: Microbotryum saponariae
Lineage: Eukaryota; Fungi; Basidiomycota; Microbotryomycetes; Microbotryales; Microbotryaceae
Source: the annotation of a GenBank genome assembly